UGAUGUCAGUAGAUUUGUGUGGCCACAGUUAAAUGUUUACUGUAUUUAUGACUUGGUUAAUUACAAGGAUGACGCUCACCUGUAAUCAGCCUAUCAAAAUCAGUCCUUCUACUAUGCACUGACAGUUGAAGUUGCUCCUUCGGGAACGUUUCAUAUUUCUACAUCUUCUGUGAAAAGACAUUACCGUCCAAGGACCUUUACAUUUUUGACGCAAGAGUUGAUUGCGCACACCUGUUCAAUUUGAGAGACUCGUGUAUAGGUUGGUUGACUUGAGGGAGUUCUCCAUCAAGUUGACGGAUUGAUUUACAAUGGAGAAUCCCCUUCACUUGACCUCUAUUUUACUACAACUCUUUAUCAGCGGCCUUUCACUCGGAUCGUCCCCGACCACGUCAAAUCUAGCUGACGAGUUUGGCGAUUCCGCUUUGUACCAACAUGGCAGUAUCUUGUCACCCCUUCUGAAGGCGCUAACAGCACAGGGAGAUACAUGGCGAUCCACCCCAGUAAUGAGACCCGAGUCGAGAUAUGUUCGAUACAUGAAAAGACUGUACAGGAUAUCUUCAAGACAUGAGAGGAGUUCGGAAGGAAACAACCACUUGUACAACACAGUUCGACUUAUAACACCGCGGGAUGAGUGCCUGGAGCAAAGCAAAGAGUUCUUCAUGCAAGACCUCUCCUACAAUUUGAGCCGUGUCAGAGCCAAGGAGCAGCUGCUGAAGUCUGUCCUGCUGUACUCCUUCGACCAAGAGCAGGCCACGUCCAUAACUAACCAGUGUUACCAAGAUUUGAAAGAGCAGAAUACCCACAAUCAGUGUCCUCUCUGCCCAAGCACCCAUCACUCAGUUAACUUCCUGUUCCACACGGACCGCAGGAGGAAGUGGGUUGAGGUGGACAUCACAGCUUUCCUCCGCCCUCUCAUCCAGUCCCACAAGAAGGACAUUCACCUACUGAUCAACCUGACCUGUGUGGAGGACAGAGGCAGAGGGGCUAUGGCUGGAGGAGAGGAGUGGAGCGGUAGGGGCCCCGUGGAGCUCCACCUAAGGUCUCCGUCCUUGCUGCUGUACCUCAACGACACCAGCGAGCUGGCUCACCAAAGAUGGCUGCCCACCAGGUCACAAGGUCAUCUGAGGUCAGCCAAUGAGGUGGACACCUUAGAGAGCCUGGCGGAGUUCAAACCGGAACAAAGGAUCAGCCGGAGACUGAGGAGAGAAUCUCCAUAUCUGUCGACGAACAACACAGGAGGCAAAACGAGCACGAAGACCGUCCUCCCGGACCUCCUCCCGAGUUCUGACUUCCCUACGAGCGACUGUGCCUUGUACGACUUCAGAGUGAGCUUCAGUGAGCUCAAACUGAGCCAUUGGAUCAUUUUCCCCCACAGGUACAACCCCAGGUACUGUAAAGGCACCUGUCCCAGGGCUGUGGGGUUCAUCUACGGCUCCCCCAGACACACCUUCUUCCAGAACAUGAUCUACCACAAACUGGACUCCUCUGUGCCAAGACCUUCCUGUGUUCCUUCAGAGUACAACCCUCUGAGUGUUUUAACCCUUGAAGCUGACUCCAUUGCCUACAAGGAGUUAGAUGAAAUGAUCGCUACGAGGUGCACAUGUCGCUAAAGGCCCACCUCCAGGGUCGGGCUCAAUUCCAUUUCAAUCUAAACUGAAAUUCCAAUUGUUCUCUACUUUUCAAUGUAAAAAAAAAAGUCCACUUGCUCCGGCUGAUCUGGAAAUUGACUGAAUUGAAAUGGAAUUGACCCCAACCCUACCUACCUCACUGCCUGAUGACGUUGUUUUAUCAGCCUCAACACUUUGACUGUUAACCUACCUUCUGCUUUGACUGCCGCUCGACUUAUUCCAUCCUCCUCAAACGCUUGACUUUAAUGACUUUAUCACAUUCAUUGGCUAUUGUAACAUCCUGGUCUGGUGACUUCAUGCCAAAACAUCAGUGUCUUUGCCAAAACAUCAGUGUCUUUGCCAAAACAUCAGUGUCUUUGCCAAAACAUCAGUGUCUUUGCCAAAACAUCAGUGCGUUGAGUUCGAUUUGAUCUAGAACAGAUGUAUUUACUCACUUGCCAAAAUGUAUUUUUAUCGAAAUGGAAAAUAUGGCAUUGAUUUCUUUAUGUGAAGUGGUAGGAGGAAUGUUGUGAAGAUGUCUUGUUUGUUUGUCAUCUGCUUUUGCAUUGUGUUGACAUGCAUGGAUUGAUAUUUUACAUAUUAAUUUGAUAUAAUUAUUAUUAUGAUUUAAGUUAUUUUUUGUUAAUUUAUUUUGGGUGUUCUGUCAUUAUUCUUUCACGCUAAGUGGUACAUUUUUAAGUACAUCUGUUCUGGACAAAAUAUUUUUAAAAAGUAGUCCUAUAUACUCGUAUCAAACACUUUCACGUUUCAUUUUAUUCCUGGGGAUUGCAGACGGUUGUUUCAUGAACAACCUCUCUUUUCAUACGGUCCAGAAUGUAAGUUAUCUUGUAUGGCCAACUUGAUGUUUCAGUGUGUAUUUAUUACUCUGGGUCAUGAAAUGACUGCAUACCUAUAUGAAUUUGUAUUGACAAAUUUAACUAAAAUGCAUGUCGUCUAUUUAUGCAACAAACAAAACAAAAAAAUACUGUACAGUCUUGUUUGGCUCACUGAUUAUCACAAAUGUUAAAUUUAAUAACUUAAAAUAUUAGUUUGGAAAAAAUAAAGAGUACGCAAAGA
Molecule: messenger RNA, 2684 nt
Organism: Salvelinus sp. IW2-2015
Lineage: Eukaryota; Metazoa; Chordata; Actinopteri; Salmoniformes; Salmonidae
Product: growth/differentiation factor 9-like
Cellular component (GO): extracellular region
Molecular function (GO): growth factor activity; cytokine activity
Source: RefSeq, a predicted model, not a curated record